AUGUGGUAUUUGAAGAGCAAUCUAAGGGUUGAAGCAGAGCGGCUUAUACGUCAUCUGCCCAUCACUGACGAAAAUUGUGACAUUGCAUGGACAACGCUAACAAACCAUUACAGCAAUCAACGAUUGAUGGUAUCCCCCAGUGCUUUGAAAAAACUUCAUGACGUUACGAAGGAAUGUCUAGCAGGUCUCAAGAACUUUAAUAUCAAUAUAGCGAGUUGGGAUCCCAUUUUAUUACAUAUUUUACUGAAGAAGUUAGACAAGGUUACGCACGCCUUAUACGAACAAACUUUGACUUCACCACGAGAACUGCAGCUGGUUGAUGCAUUACUCGCGUUUUUGGAAAGACACUUUCAGUCGUUAGAGGCCUUGUGUAGCGACAAGAGGAGUACGACUCAAAACAAACCUACAAAGCGAACCUCGGCUUUAAUAUCCACCAAGGACAGUCAAUCUUUACAGUGUAAAAACUGCGAGGGAAGCCAUCGAAUCUACACAUGUGAAGCCUUUAAACAAUUGUCCAUCUGGGAUCGAGUAGCCAAAAUCAAGCAGCUGAGGCUAUGUUUGAACUGUCUUCGCGAAGGACAUCGAAGGGCACAGUGCAGCGCAGGAAGUUGCCUUAAAUGUGGCAAGAAGCACAACACUCUCCUAAAUAUGGACGCCAACAAUCAAGACAAAACAACGCCCUCUAUCACCGCAAUUCAAACAACACCCAACGCCACCAAGCAAGGGCAAGUAUCAUGUACUGUAAAGGACAAGGGUUCUACAAAUGUCAACCAUUCUAUUGCAUUAUCAACGGAAAUAUCUGCAGGGCCUUUUGUUCUAUUAGCUACUCCACUCAUCAAGGAGACAAACCAAAAGGGCAAGUCGAUAGAAAUGAAAGCCCGGCAACAUUCAGCUUGCAGCUUCCACUGCUGCAAAACACGGUCUUUGGCUGGAUAA
Molecule: messenger RNA, 936 nt
Organism: Hermetia illucens (black soldier fly)
Lineage: Eukaryota; Metazoa; Arthropoda; Insecta; Diptera; Stratiomyidae
Exons: 1
Coding region: 1-936 (311 amino acids)
Source: RefSeq, a predicted model, not a curated record